GAAGAGUACUCAUACGAAGCAGUAGUAGUUGCUCGACGUGGAGAGAAGCCUUCCUCACGAACUCGAGUUCGCAUGAAGCAGCAGUUCUUUCUUGACGUGGAGAGAAGCCCACCUUGCACGCUUCUCCACAGUUCACAUCCAUUUCUACCUUUGCAUCCGAUGCCAUGAUUUCUCUUCUCGACCUUUUAUCUAUCCUUUGAUGGGGCACAAGAGGAUGGGAUUGGCCAGCUGCCCUCCGGGCCCGCGUGUCCCUCCGAUCCCCAUGCUCCUCCACUGCUCCUCAUCCCCGGCCUUCGCCUUUAAAGGCUACCAUGGCCAACCAAAGAUGGAUAAGACAACCAGGACGAGUUAUUAGCCGAUACAUAGGAUAUAUGGUGUGAGGAUUUGGACUCUCUCUCUCUCUCUCUCUCUCUCUCUCUCUCUCAGUGGGUACUUUAUAGCGUAAGGUCCAGAAGGCCAUGGAAGUGGAAGAUGAUGUCUUCUUUGCAGAUCUAAGCAAGCGGAUGGCGCUGCUAAUCAUGGAGGACGAGGAAGAAUCCCCUGCGCAGUGUCCGACGCUUCCGGUUCAGGAGCUUCCUUACAUGCCCCAGAUGUUGAUGCUACCACCACACACCAACGAGGUGGCCUACAGAAGAAGGGAGAGCAAAGGAACAGGAGUCUUCAUCCCACUCUCUGCUGCACCAGGAAGGAAGAACAGGUCAAAGAGAUCCACUGCAGUGGAGGACAGCAGCAACCCCCAAAGGCAGCAGCUGGGCAAAUCUGUUGCAGCAGUGGCUUCUCAUGCCACCGAUGCCGAUCUCAUCUACCCACAUCAGUGCAGUAAGUCGAGUGUGUUGAAGAGGCAGUGCAUGUAGGAGUAUCAAAUGGUCUGUAGCUCACACCAACUGCAGUUUGGGUCUUGUAUGGUGCUGUGUACAGAACAAUUACUCUCGUGAAGAGGGUUUAAAAUAAGCCUCUAACCUCUUCAGUGAAGUGUAUAAUUCUUCCUUGGAAUGCAUUAUUUGGUGUGAAUGUAAAGCAUGAAAAUAAUCAUGUUUUUGA
Molecule: messenger RNA, 1041 nt
Organism: Musa acuminata AAA Group (dessert banana)
Lineage: Eukaryota; Viridiplantae; Streptophyta; Magnoliopsida; Zingiberales; Musaceae
Exons: 2
Coding region: 459-854 (131 amino acids)
Source: RefSeq, a predicted model, not a curated record